UAGUAUUUUGACAACUAUUUUUGAAUAAUUUUUUUAUUUGUCUUGAUUUCCGUGUCAAUAACCGCAUUGCUCUCUACCGUCAAAAAAAAGAAAAGAAAACGGCAUUGCUCUCUAUAAUUUAGUUGUCUCAUAGGUUGUAAAAAAAAAAUUAGAUGUUAAAAUAACACACCUCUUGAAAAAAAAAAAAAACAACCAACCAAUCCCAUUAAACAAGUCAUCACCAAAUUCAGCUUGAACAGGAGAGAAAAGAAAAGCUGAUAUUAUACAUCUCCUGUUUUCUUGGUGUUAAGGAAGGGAAAAUCUUUCAAGAGGGAAGAAGAAAAAUGGCUGGGGAAUCAAGAAAAUGGGUGGUGCUAAUAGCAACAAUUUGGAUACAAGCAUUCACUGGAACAAAUUUUGAUUUUUCAUCAUAUUCAUCUGAGCUGAAAUCAGUUCUUGAUAUAACUCAACUUCAGCUGAAUUAUCUUUCAGUUGCAUCAGAUAUGGGGAAGGCAUUUGGUUGGUGUUGUGGUGUUUCACUCAUGUAUUUUCCAUUAUGGGUGGUUUUGUUCAUGGCUGCUUUCAUGGGGAUUCUUGGUUAUGGCCUCCAAUGGCUUGUCAUUCAAAGACUCAUCACUUUGCCUUAUUUUCUGGUAUUUUUUCUAUGCUUGAUUGCAGGCUGCAGCAUCUGCUGGUUCAACACCAUCUGCUAUAUAUUAUGUAUAAAAAAUUUCACAUCUAACCGUUCACUUGCGUUAUCUUUAAGCAUUAGUUUCAAUGGUGUAAGUGCAGCUUUAUACACUCUCAUUGCAAAUGCAAUAAUCUCAAACAAUGACACUCUCUAUCUCUUCCUCAAUGCCAUUGUUCCUCUCCUCAUUUCAGCAUUAGUACUCAUUCCAAUUCUCCAACAACCACAACCUCAGCAACAACAUUCCGCUGACACACUUCAUCGUAGCGAUCAUGAUUCCUUAAUUUUUCUUUGCCUCAACAUCCUUGCCCUUGUCACAGGUCUCUACCUUCUCUGCCUAUAUUCUCUUUCGUCGUCCCCAACUGUAGCUCGUGUUAUCCUUGUCGGCGCAAUUUUUCUCUUAUCAAUGCUUUUAUUUUUGCCAAGCAUUGUGUAUUCAAAACAAUGGUCUUGUUUUACUCUUCCGACAAGCUUUUCGUUAUAUGAAUCAAGUUUCGCUGUUAUUGAAAAUAAUGAUGAUAAUCAUGAGCUUGACAAGGAACUAAUUAGUAUAGAGGAUCAUGAUGCAAGGGAUAAUGUAAGUGAUCAAAGCAUGACGAUUGAGAAGAGUUUAUGUUUUGUGAAUGUGUUGGAGAAAGAGAAGAUUAUAAUGCUUGGUGAAGAGCAUACAACUAAGAUGUUGAUUCGUAGGUGGGAUUUUUGGUUAUAUUUCAUUGCUUAUUUCUGUGGUGGAACAAUUGGAUUGGUUUAUAGUAAUAAUUUGGGCCAAAUAUCUCAAUCACUAGGACAUAAUUCUUUGACAAGUUCUCUUGUGACACUUUACUCCACAUGUUCCUUUUUUGGUCGACUUCUUGCAGCUGCACCUGAUUUACUCAGCAGCAAGAUACACUUUGCAAGAACUGGAUGGUUUGCAGCAGCAUUGAUACCAACACCAAUUGCAUUCAUUUUGCUAGCCAUAUCCGGCACCAAAACCGCAUUGCAAUUAGGCACAAGCUUAAUUGGAUUAAGUUCCGGCUUUGUAUUUUCUGCAGCAGUAUCUAUAACAUCAGAACUAUUUGGUCCAAACAGUGUAGGGGUAAACCACAAUAUCCUCAUCACAAACAUUCCAAUAGGGUCAUGUCUUUAUGGCCUUCUUGCUGCAUUGGUUUAUGACUCUAAUGCCAAAAGCUCAAGACAAUCAAUAUGGCUUCGCGAGAUGUCGUUGUGUAUGGGAAGGAAAUGCUAUAUGCAGACAUUUAUAUGGUGGAGUUGCAUUUCAAUUGUUGGAUUAGUUUCAAGCUUCUUGCUUUUCUUAAGGACUAAGCAAGCUUAUGAUAGUUUUGAAAGAAAUAAAAAUCAAAAUAGAAGCAAAUUAGCUUUUGAUACAGAACUGUUCUGAUGAACAUUGUACCAUAUGAUGCAAUGUAUAAAAUUAUUAUAAGGAAUGAAAUACAAAUAUUAUUUUUUGUGCUCAUUGAGCAGAAGAUAUCUAAAAGUGAGAAUUGUUUUUUUAUU
Molecule: messenger RNA, 2161 nt
Organism: Trifolium pratense (red clover)
Lineage: Eukaryota; Viridiplantae; Streptophyta; Magnoliopsida; Fabales; Fabaceae
Product: protein NUCLEAR FUSION DEFECTIVE 4-like
Exons: 3
Coding region: 324-2045 (573 amino acids)
Cellular component (GO): membrane
Source: RefSeq, a predicted model, not a curated record